This is a messenger RNA of Pungitius pungitius (ninespine stickleback), 775 nucleotides long. RefSeq names its product hairy-related 8.2 (gene her8.2). NCBI's taxonomy places the organism in Eukaryota, Metazoa, Chordata, Actinopteri, Perciformes, Gasterosteidae. Gene Ontology annotation, molecular function: DNA-binding transcription factor activity, RNA polymerase II-specific; protein dimerization activity; RNA polymerase II cis-regulatory region sequence-specific DNA binding. Gene Ontology annotation, cellular component: nucleus. The record is from RefSeq and is a predicted model, not a curated record. Gene Ontology annotation, biological process: regulation of transcription by RNA polymerase II; anterior/posterior pattern specification; regulation of neurogenesis.
UUUCAGCCUGGGACAUCUGUCGCUUGUGAGUAUUUUUUUUCCCCCUUCUUCUUCUUCUUCUUCUUCUUCUCUUUCUAGGCCGGGUAUCUCGGCUACUGAAUGGAGCCAUGUGACCUGCCAGUCUUGACUGAUGGGAGCCCGCGUGGGAAAAUCCGCGCGCAUUCACAUGCUAAUGGAGCUCCGAUAAAAAAGAGGGCCGCGCUGCGCCGAGGGCCCUAAGAGAGACGCGCCGAGAGUCCGAGUGGAGAGGAGGCACGAGCGCGCACGGACCGCCCGAGGGGACAACAAACAACAACAAACAAACAAACAAACAAGCAAACAAACAAACAAGCAAACAAGCAUGACUGCUUCAGCCGUGGCGCACAACGCGGCCAAGGAGGAGAGGAAGCUGAGGAAGCCGCUCAUUGAGAGGAAGCGACGCGAGAGGAUAAACAGCUGUUUGGAUCAGCUGAAAGUCACCGUGGUCGGAGCGUUCAGACUCGAUCAAUCCAAACUGGAAAAAGCCGACAUUCUGGAGAUGACCGUGAAGCACCUGCAGAACAUCCAGAGCAUCGAACUCAGCGACCCCACAUUAGGCCUGGAGGUGCAGCAGAGACACAGCACGGGGUACAUCCAGUGCAUGCACCAGGUCCACAGCAUGCUCCUCACCUGCGACUGGAUGGACAAGAACCUGGGCUCCCGCCUGCUCAGCCACCCGCUCGAGUCCCUGCCCAGAUCCGCCGACGAGCGCCCCCCGCAGGCCUCGCCCGGCCGUGACCCCCCCGUGGCGGGGUGA